This is a messenger RNA of Acanthochromis polyacanthus (spiny chromis), 2385 nucleotides long. RefSeq names its product guanosine monophosphate reductase 2 (gene gmpr2). Gene Ontology annotation, biological process: nucleotide metabolic process. The record is from RefSeq and is a predicted model, not a curated record. The transcript is spliced from 10 exons. Lineage: Eukaryota; Metazoa; Chordata; Actinopteri; Pomacentridae. Bases 162 to 1208 code for a protein of 348 amino acids. Gene Ontology annotation, cellular component: GMP reductase complex. Gene Ontology annotation, molecular function: GMP reductase activity.
CAAGGCGGCUGUCAGUUGGUGUCCGCCUCCCAAAAGCUUCCCGCGCUCUGAGUGGAAGGAAACCGCGAGGCAACAGCAGAAUCAAUCAUACUUUCCUAACGUCACAUUACAGGACAGCAUUUUCUUUUUCUGCUACACCACCGCUACAACUUGUGUCCGAGAUGCCUCGCAUUGAGAAUGACAUCAAGCUGGACUUCAAGGAUGUCCUCCUCCGGCCGAAGAGGAGCACACUCAAGUCCCGGAGUGAGGUGGACCUGAUGAGGAGCUUCACGUUCAGGAACUCCAAGGGCAGCUACAGAGGGAUCCCCAUCAUCGCUGCUAACAUGGACACUGUGGGGACCUUUGAGAUGGCCCUGGCUUUGCAUCAGUUCACUCUCUUCACUACGAUCCACAAACACUACUCAGUGGACGACUGGACGGAGUUUGCAGCAAAGCAUCCUGAAUGCCUGGAGAGCGUAGCAGUCAGCACAGGGACCGGCGAGGGCGACUUUGACAAGAUUUCAGCCAUUGUGGCAGCAGUGCCACCGCUGAAGUACAUCUGUGUGGACGUGGCAAACGGCUACUCUGAACAUUUUGUCCAUUUUGUCAAAGAUGUCAGGCAGAAGUUCCCGUCACUCACAAUAAUGGCAGGAAACGUGGUGACAGGAGAGAUGGUGGAGGAGCUGAUCCUCGCUGGUGCUGACAUCAUCAAAGUAGGCAUCGGACCAGGUUCUGUCUGUACCACCCGCAAGAAGACAGGCGUUGGCUACCCUCAGCUCAGUGCUGUGAUUGAGUGUGCAGAUGCAGCCCACGGCCUGGGUGGCCACAUCAUCUCUGAUGGGGGAUGUACCUGUCCAGGAGAUGUCUCAAAGGCUUUUGGUGCUGGAGCAGACUUUGUAAUGCUGGGUGGCAUGCUGGCUGGGCACUCAGAGAGUGCAGGGGAGAUCAUUGAGAAAAACGGCAAGCGAUACAAGCUGUUUUAUGGCAUGAGCUCCGACACCGCGAUGAAGAAACAUGCAGGAGGCGUGGCUGAGUACAGAGCGUCAGAGGGGAAGACGGUGGAAGUUCCUUACAAAGGUCCCGUGGAUGAGACAGUACGAGACAUCCUGGGAGGGGUCCGCUCCACCUGCACCUAUGUUGGGGCCGGCAAGCUGAAGGAACUGAGCCGCAGAACGACCUUCAUCCGGGUCACCCAGCAGCUCAACACCGUCUUUGGAAACGACAGCUGAGCAUCCAGAUCGGACUUCAGAUGGAAACAAGUUUGCAACACUGCCUGUCUAACUCCAAGAUGCUGCUUGUGCAUUGGUCAUGUGUAAACACAAGCGAACAGACACGUCUAGGCACCCUUAAACACUGUCAGUUUAAUCCCCAUUAAUAGCUUUUUUGGUGCAAGUUUAAUUUGUGUGACUUGAAAUGUCAUGCAGUUUUAGCAUUUAAUGUUGGACUUUGUUCACAUUAACGGAAAUAUUUUUAGCACACAGACUUCAUGUCACAUUUGACUCUGAAUGUUUUACUUUUUCUUGAAGCCACCGACUGUUACAGUGGCCAACAUGUCUCUAAACAGCAACAUGUAAGCGAGAGCACUAACUCUCGAGCUCUUACGUUCCAAUGCAAAGUCCUUAGUCGUUCUUCUUACAUCCAUGCAAAUAUGUGGCUGUUUGGAAACAGCAUCUUCAACAUUUCUCAGUGCUCUGUGCCGAGAUCAUACUCCAAGCCUUUGUCAGCAACAUAGAAAAUUAUUACAAAUGUCUUAAAUUAUUUAUAAAGCCUAUAUAUGUGCAAAUAUAUGCAACUGCUGUAGCUAAUUAGAUAUUUUUUCCUCGAAAAAUCAAUCAUUCCAUUACACUUGUUUUGCACUUUAAUGAUUUUAAUUUGACAGUCUAACAUUAGUCUGCCUUGCUGUCUCAUAGAAAAGUUCUGAGACUUCAGUGUUGUACAUUAGCACACUGAGUACAAGUACAAUAUGGGAGUACAGACGGUAUAUAGUAAUGAAGUGCUGAAUUCAUAGCAGAGGUGUUAUUAAUACGAGUAUACUUGCACCUUUUGUAUUCCGUGGCUCUAGCUGCUCUGUAACGAUACCAAAGUUUGCGUUGGUUUAUUUCCUACACAUUCAAAGCUUCAUUUAUCAUUCAUUAUAGCUGUUCAAGUUAUCAGUCAUUCCUUGGGAGUUAGUUUUGGAUGUUUUUUACCAUCAGUUCUGCAUGUAGUUAAAUUUUCCAAAAUUAAUGUAGUUGCUUCAUUUCCAGCUGUUUUUAUGUGAUGGAUGUUGUUUCAUUUUCUUAUUGUCACCCAUUGGUCUUGUGAGAAAAAAAGGACUGUUUUUAUGUUGCCAAAACAUGAAAUUAAAAUGCUGGGUUGUUUCUUCACAUUUUAUCCAGUCAAUAAAAAACAUUCCACAUCUGAUAA